Messenger RNA from Euleptes europaea (tarantolino), 1695 nucleotides. It is a transcript of the gene PINK1, whose product is annotated as PTEN induced kinase 1. Gene Ontology annotation, molecular function: ATP binding; protein serine/threonine kinase activity. Gene Ontology annotation, cellular component: mitochondrion. NCBI's taxonomy places the organism in Eukaryota, Metazoa, Chordata, Lepidosauria, Squamata, Sphaerodactylidae. The transcript is spliced from 8 exons. The record is from RefSeq and is a predicted model, not a curated record. The coding region runs from base 1 to 1695 and encodes 564 amino acids. Gene Ontology annotation, biological process: protein phosphorylation; autophagy of mitochondrion; regulation of apoptotic process.
AUGGCGCUGCGGCAAGCGCUGGGCCAGGGGCUGCGGCUGGCCCGAGGGCUGGUGUCGCGCUGCUUCUGCCGGGCGCCUCCCGCCCCUGGGCCGCCGCCGCUGCCGCUCGCCCUCCUCCGCCCGCAAGCGCCGCCGCCGUCCCGCGGGGGCUUCCUACGCGAGGCCGCGGCCCGCCUGGGCCUCCGGCGGGUGCCGCUUCGGCAGAUAGCCGGCCCUUGCCGCCCCCGCCCCCGCCUGGGCUUGGCCUUCAGCCUCGGACUGGCGUUGCUCGAGCCGGCGCUGGCCCAGCGGAGGCAGGCGGACGAGGCCUGCAAGGACAUCCAGACGAUCUUUAUCCGAAGGAAGAGGAUCCAGAAAGAUCCUUUGGGCUUAUUCCACCAGCGGGGCUUCAAACUGGAAGAGUACUCCAUCGGCCAGCCCAUUGGCAAAGGCUGCAGCGCUGCAGUAUACGAAGCAACAAUUCCUUCAUCUGCCUCUUCCAAAGCAAUUGUUGACCAAAACUCUGAAGAUUGUAAUCAGCAUGAGGAUUCUGAUAUCCAGGCUGUGGAUGCUCGCCAAGACCAUGACUGGAAAGCCAGCUUCCCACUUGCUAUCAAAAUGAUGUGGAACAUUUCGGCCGGUUCCUCAAGUGAAGGCAUCCUCCGCACCAUGUCUCAGGAACUUGUUCCGGCCCAGGGCUCUGCUUUGUCUGGAGAAUUUGGAGCUGUCGCCUGCCUCAGGAAACCCAGCUUUGGGAAGAAGCGGCUGAAACCCCACCCAAACAUCGUCCAGGUGCUCCGGGCGUUCACAUCUCACGUCCCACUGCUCCCUGGCGCAACAGUAGACUACCCGGAUGUUCUGCCUGCCACUCUGAAUCCCUCUGGAAUUGGACACAGCCGCACCCUCUUCCUGGUGAUGAAAAACUAUCCAUGUACUCUGCGCCAGUAUCUCCGAGAGAGGAUUCCCGAUGCCCGCCUGGGCACCAUGAUGAUCCUGCAGUUGCUGGAAGGGGUGGACCACCUCGUUCGACAAGGAGUGGCUCACAGGGAUCUGAAGUCGGACAACGUCCUUGUCGAAUUUGAUCCUGCGGGACGUCCGUGGGUGGUGAUCACAGAUUUCGGCUGCUGCUUGGCCGAUGACAAAAUUGGCUUGAGGCUGCCUUUUACCAGCUGGUACGUGGAUCGCGGCGGCAACAGCUGCCUCAUGGCACCAGAGGUGCUCACGGCUGCCCCCGGUCCCAGCGUCGUGAUCGAUUACACCAAAACAGAUGCCUGGGCGGUUGGAGCGAUAGCGUACGAGAUCCUCGGCGCGCGCAACCCAUUCUACGGCAGUGGACGAUCGUCCCUUGAAAGUAGGAGUUACCGGGAGGAGGAGCUGCCACCCUUGCCGGAGAUGGCACCCCCAGAAGUGAAGAAACUUGUCAAGGCGCUGCUUUGCCGAUAUCCCAAGAAGAGACCCUCGGCCAGAGUUGCGGCCAACGUGCUUCACCUGAGCCUGUGGGGGGAAGGCAUCCUCAGCCUCAAGGACCUGCGGCUCGACGCCAUUAUUGGCUGGCUCCUUCACCAAUCAGCAGCCACCUUACUGAUGGACGGACUCGGGGAUGGGAACUGUGUGGAAACCAAGCUGCAGAGAUGCUUCUUGGCCAACCUGGAGUACGAAGACCUCUGGGAGGCCGCAGCCCUGCUUCGCUCCUGGAGAAACGUGGCGGUGGGAUGA